Rhineura floridana is the source of this 3558-nucleotide messenger RNA. It is a transcript of the gene WDR49, whose product is annotated as WD repeat domain 49. The transcript is spliced from 20 exons. Lineage: Eukaryota; Metazoa; Chordata; Lepidosauria; Squamata; Rhineuridae. The record is from RefSeq and is a predicted model, not a curated record. Gene Ontology annotation, molecular function: protein binding. Bases 310 to 3459 code for a protein of 1049 amino acids.
UUGCAAACUCUUAAGACAAGAAAAGGAAACCCAGCUGCUUGAAACAGUCCCAUUAAAUGCCCAUAGUGUCAACUUUGCACUCGAGAGACAGGAGUGCUGGAGCAAAUCAAGUGUGUUUGGGAAAGAUAAUGGAAUUUUAAUCUAAAUAAAUAGCACAUUAACAAUAACAACAAGAGACUGUACUCCAUAUCUUGGGUUUGCUGGUUUACCACAAAUUAUUCUGGAGGAAAUAAAAUUCUGAAAGGACAUAAAAGCCAAGCAAAGAACCACAUUUGGAGAUGUAUUAGUUUAAAUAAAAGCAAAUUAAGGAUGAGCAACAAACUUCUUGCAUCAAAAAAAGCCAUGGUGACAACUGAGAACCAGCUUGUGAACAUAGCUGAAGAUUCUGGGACUGUGAAAAGUCCCGAACGACUUGAAAACAGACUGACUAUUCAUGAUUUUAUGAAAAUGCAAGAGCUUUUUAAGCUUCUAGAAUCAAAUGAGAACGUGGGCACAAUGACGAGAGAAGAGUUUGUGAACAAAAUGUCCACAGCGGUUCGGCAAGGGACCAAGGAAGAAUACGGCGAGCUGUUUGAUAAGAUAGAUUUGAUCCGAGAUGGCGUUAUUGACUGGGACAAACUGACCUCCUUUGUGCUGCUCGAGCUGUAUGAGAGAGAUGAACGGGCCAAGUUAUUGGUCAUCCCCCACUGGAAGGACCUUCGGCUUCUCCCGCUGAUCCAUAAAGAUAUUGUUCAGUAUGUAACAUUUUUGAAAAGCUCCGCCAGCUACCUGACUGUGAGCAGGAGUGGACUGCUGGGCUUCUGGGGAGAGAGUCUAAAGUUACAGAGGACUCUUCAGAUCAGUACAGAAGCUGUCAAGCCGAAAGACCUCUGGGUGACCUCUCUGGUUGCACUACCAAAUGUUAACAAGGUAGCUGUUACAUUUACCAGCAAAGAGAUAUAUUUUGCUGAGCUGAAUUCCAAACAAGGGCUCUCGUAUCAGUAUAGACUUCAAGGCUUCGAGGGAACCGUGAUCAGUAUGGAUUACUGGUACAAUGCACAUGAUGGCAACGAUGCUAUUCUGACAAUGGGGGAUGUCUGUGGGCAGGUUCAAGCAAUCAUCUUCAACACAGCUCUGAUCUCAUUGUUUGAACGGCCUUCAAAUUCUGCUGAAGAUGAAAAUGUGACAAUGACUAUUAAUUGGCAGGAGCUGGUCACUGGAUGUCACAAAUGCUGCUACACAUUAAGGCACAAACUCCAUGAUAAAGAAUGGGUGAGACAAGUUGCAUACGUCUCCUCUUUAGAUGUCUUUAUAUCUGUUACAACCAGCAGUACAAACACGCUUGUGUUGGCUUGGAGAGAGAAAUUAAGUCCUCGCCUUACAGUGACAACUUUCCAUGUUGCACAAGGAGUCAACGCUUUCGAUUUCCAUCCCAGGCUCAACUUGAUAGCGACUGCAGGAAUUAACCGCCGAGUUUGCCUUUGGAACCCUUAUGUCACGUCUAAGCCUGCUGGAGUCCUGGAGGGCCACUCAGACAGUGUCAUAGCUGUCCAGUUCAUGUCCGAGCGCAAACUGCUCUUCAGCUUUGGAAAGGAUAAGGUGUUAAGGAUCUGGGACAUUCAUCAUCAGCUUUGUAUCCAGCGGAUUUCUGGUUCCUUUCCCAAAAGCCUAGACUUCCACUCCACUCUUUACUUUGAUGAAUCCCGCGGACGUCUUUUCAUCUCGUUUAACAACCAACUGACAUUGCUGGAGAUGGAGCAGGAUUCAGGCAAAAGCCGAGUCACAAGUCACAGGAGAGUGGUUACCUGCAUUCUUUACAAUUCAGUACUCAAGCAGGUAAUCAGCUCAGAUGCAGGAUCUACAGUUGUCUUCUGGCUGCUUGAAACUGGGCAGAAAAUCAAGGAGUUUACUGGUUGCCAUAGCAAUGCUGAGAUCAGUACCAUGGCUCUUGAUGGGACUCAGACCAGGCUGUUCACCGGGAGCACAGAUGGAACAGUGAAGAUUUGGGACUUCAAUGGACAUUGUCACCAUAAACUCAAUGCUGGAAGAGACCGAACAGUUGAAAUCUCCCAGAUCUUGGUGCUAAGCUGGACUAUAGUAGUUCUAGGUUGGGACAGGAUGAUUACCGUCUUCCGCCUGAACAACUUGACUCAGUUUCUUGUUCAGCCUUCAGAAUGGAAAGGAGGAGCUCAACACCAGGAUGAUAUCUUAUGUGCAGCUUUUUCCCCUCCACAGACUCUAGUUACAGGGAGUUCUGAUGGUGAAAUUGUUGUGUGGAACAACAGCACAGAAAGUGCUUGCACUAAGCUUUCCUUGUAUCCUGGAAGAUCACUGGAAUCCAGUUCAGAUUCUCAAAUGCAGCAGAAUGUAACUUCUACUGGCAGGCUGUCCUAUAGAAGACAUACACUGUCUGCAGCUGACUACGCUGACUCUGACGCAGAGAACUGCAGUGCUAUUACUAGACUCUUCUUCCUAGAGGCCAGGAAUAUUUCAGUGUCAGGUGGGGCCAACCUAAUAUCCUGUGGUGGUGCUGGUUGUGUCAGGUUUUGGAAUACACAGAGGUGCAGGCUCCUGGCAGAAUUUGAAGCCCACAGCGGAGUGGGGUCCAUUAUCAUGACAGUGGAUCAGAGGAGCCAGUACCUCGUAACGGGGGAUCUGGUUGGAUGGGUGAAGAUCUGGAACAUAGAGGACUACUGCCUUAUUUUGGGAGAAAGUGUGAUAACCCAGCAGCCCCCUCUGAUCAGAUCUUUCCAGAGACAUGAUGACUCUAUCACUUACCUGGAGACAUGCAUACAAAACAACUGCCUUUUCAUCCUCUCAUCCUCGACAGAUUGCAGCAUAGUUCUUACUGACAUUUUCGGUGUUCCAUUUGGAAUAUUUGGGCAGGAAGGACAUUGGAGAAUUGGAAAUCAUGUUCCUUCCCUCCCCAGAGGAGAAAACAAGGUCCAAGCAGAGGAGAAGAAUGACAUCAAAAAGAACAAUUCUAUGCCCUUUGUUGAAGAAGAAGAAUAUCCUCUCCCUCUUCCAGUGGAACAAGCCGUACCUGUUGCAGAGGAUAAAGGUGACUCCGCAUGUGUAGUGAAUAUAUGGGACAACACAAUAUUAGGUAAAAGAUUCCAAGAGAAAAAAACACAGAAAGGAAGAAAAUACACCCUCUUCAAUAGAAUGACUGUGAUAAAGCCAACAGUUGCAUUUAGGUCUUUAAAUAUCGAAGCCCUGGAGGAGAUGACAGAAAUGGAUGAGCAUGACUUUCUUUUGCACCCUGACAAAUACUUUGGAGAAAAGUCAGCAGAGAAGGGUUCUGAAGAUUUAAAGCUGUCUACCCUUUCAGCAACCCUGAAAGCUGCAUUUGAUGAAAAGAACUUAUUCCCCAAAGAAAUUCUGGACCGUGAAAAAAAAUCAAGGCAGAUGUGUGAGGAACUGUGUGACAGAGGCAGGAUAACAAAUGGGAGAAAGCAAGGGAAGUGGAAAGGAAAAUGAAUUGAGAUUUGCUUCAAAGGGAGCAUUGAUGGAAACUGGGAAAAACUGUUUUAGGAAGAAUUAACCAAAUCAGAAGAUGAUGGAAAGCUUCAAAAUCUG